AUGUCCACGGAAUCUGACGAGGCUAUUAGGGGACCCUCGGCUGAAGAGACUGCUGAGCAGCUUCAGGAAGAAAACUUUUUGCAACAAGAAGAUGACAAGGAGCUCCCAGACACCAUUGGCGAGGAUAACAUAGAGGACGACAAGAUGCCUGUUGAAGAUGUUGAAGGCGAUAUAAGGCCAGAGCCACAGUACGAUCCGGAGCUUCCAGGUGAAGAAGAGCAGAAUGAGGCGGCUGCUAAUGAACAGGAUUACGAUGAUGAAGAUAUCUACAGCAUGAAGACACAGAAGAAUGCUCUGGGUGAGCAGACCAAAAAGAAAAAGAUCAGAAAGACCGCCAGAGACGACCUGGCGACUCCAGCACCAGCAGAAGCACAAUUCCCUGCUACUUACACGGAAGAUAAAGAAUACGGCGAUAACGGAAUAGAUUACUCGAACGAGGACCCGCAGACUAGAAGACGCCGGUUGUUGGAGGAGAAGAUGGACAUGGCGGUGAAGUCGAAGACAGUAAGACGUAAGAAAGCUGACGAGGACGACUUGGAACGUAUGCAAGACGACAAGAUUGAUUUCUUGAAGGGGAAAAUGAUUGAGGCCGCAAACUUGGAUGUGGAGAAGAACUCGAAUGGCCAGAUAGCCACCGAGAAGCUCAAGCUUUUGAAGGAAGUGAUGGAGACGAUGUCAAAGGCUGAUUUGGCCAUCUCUAUUUUGGACAACAAUCUCCUUGAAGCCGUCAGAUUGUGGCUCGAACCUCUACCUGAUGCAUCGAUGCCUGCGUAUCAGAUACAGAAGGAGUUGAUUCACGCCUUGACGACAUUGCCUAUCAAAACUGACCAUUUGGUAGCUUCAGGUAUUGGAAAAGUUUUGGUUUUUUACCAGCGCAGUAAACGCACAGAACCAAGUCUAAAGAAAAUUGUCGACAGAUUGAUUGGCGACUGGACCAGACCCAUUCUCAACAAGUCCGACUCAUACAAGGACAGAACCAUCAAAUUUCACGACUACAACAAAUCACGCUUUUCAAACCAGUUGCUGUCGAAGAGAAGAAACAAACAGAUCGAGCCAAAGACGCUAUACGAGCAGCAGGCUGAGCGCAGAAACAGAGCUGCUAUUCCUAGUGCCAGAACCACAGCGUACAAGAUUGCACCUCGGGUUGAUCCCAGCUUAUUGAUGAGACAAAGUAAAGGGGGCCAUGACGAGAGAUUCACGAGAAUUAGCCGUAAGAUGACCAACUCGAGAAAGAAGGUUGUCAAGAAGAGCGGGCCUUCCAUCGAAGGAAAGAACCUCUCCAUGUAA
Candidozyma auris is the source of this 1287-nucleotide messenger RNA. RefSeq lists its product as uncharacterized. Gene Ontology annotation, biological process: poly(A)+ mRNA export from nucleus. The record is from RefSeq and is a predicted model, not a curated record. NCBI's taxonomy places the organism in Eukaryota, Fungi, Ascomycota, Pichiomycetes, Serinales, Metschnikowiaceae. The coding region runs from base 1 to 1287 and encodes 428 amino acids. The transcript has a single exon. Gene Ontology annotation, cellular component: nucleus.